This is a messenger RNA of Aricia agestis (brown argus), 2084 nucleotides long. RefSeq lists its product as uncharacterized. The transcript is spliced from 7 exons. The record is from RefSeq and is a predicted model, not a curated record. NCBI's taxonomy places the organism in Eukaryota, Metazoa, Arthropoda, Insecta, Lepidoptera, Lycaenidae. The coding region runs from base 90 to 1118 and encodes 342 amino acids.
CCGACAGUCGCGACCGACGCCACCGCACGCGUGCCAGUACGAGGACAUUGCGCAGCGGACCGAUAAACGAGGAGUAACAAGACACAGCCAUGAGCAGAACCAGGAGUUUGGCUUACCUCGGGGCAGUGCUAUCGCUGCUGGCGCUCGCCGCCGCCGCCCCCGCCCCCGAGGCCUCCCCUGCAGACGACAGCAAGCCCGAAAUCAUCGAGAUCAUCGCCCCAGCCGCUAAUGCACAGGAGACGCUAGCUACUCUGAACCUGGGCGCGCCGGGCUCGGAGCUCAGCGAACGUAACAAGCGCACCAUCGGCAUUCUGCGGCAGCUCUUCCCCUCUCUCACACAGAUGAUCGAUAAGAAGGUACAAGAGUUGACGAGCUUCGUUCUUCGGACGUUCGGACCGCUUUUCAUUCGCGCCUUCCUAGGCGGCAACCGCAGCAAUGGCGGGAACACCAACGGCGGAACCGUCGACCUCGAGGACGACGACGACGAUGAUGACGACGACGACGACGAGGCGACCACAACCACUACCACCGACGCGCCGGAACGCCGCCGUCGGGCGCUGUACUACCUGCCGGAGGCGAUCGUCGACGAGAACCAGCUGCUGUCGGGCGCGGAGUCGCAGCAGGCGGAGGUGCGAGUGGCUUUCGGGGGCGACCAGCCUGCAGCCGACCAGGCGGCCGCCGCCCAGGCUUCAGACCAGCAGACCGCCGCUCAGACCAACUCCGCCUCCAUCGACGAGAUAACGCUCGACGACGCGGACGACACAGAAGAAAACCGAAACAAGAGAUUCUUGAACUUCGGCGGCUCAGCCGGCGCGGACGGCAGCGGUGGUAGCGGCGGCGGCUCUGGCAACUUCCUGUUCGACGUCGUCAGGCUGGUGGCCGGGUCGUCGUCGGGCUCGUCCGGCGCCGGAGCCGCGGCUGGAGCGGCGGCCGGCGGCGAGGAGGAGGCGGGCAAGGGCGACAACCUGACGGAGGGCGUGCCCGGCCCCAUCACCCGCCUGUUCAUCAUCGCCAACCGCGGGAUCGCCAACCUCAUCCAGGACCUCAUCCUGCGCAUCGCGCAGACCUCCGAGCGGAUAGUCAACUUCAAGGCACGCCUCAUCACCUCCAUCAUCUAAGGAGUCGGGCGAUCGUAGCUCGCGCUUCCGUUAUGCGAUCAGACGCGCGUCGCUCGCGUGACGGGACCGCGGCCGGGGAGCCGUUAGACGAGGAAGUCGGUCGGGCGGGGCUCCCCGCGCGACUCGCGCCGAGUUUGGUCUAACUCCGCGCGAGUUCCGAUACCUCAGGGCGCCGCUCGCCGGCCCGAACGAGAGCGCUUUUCCUCCGCGCACCGGCUCCGAACCGUGUGUUGAUUAACCACUCGUAAUAAACUCCCGGGUGAGCAGCCGAAACCUAAUCUGCUCUCUAACCUGGUCGAUCCCGCUUGGCGGUUCAAAGUAUCUCCGUAGAAAUUCCUCAUGUCGUGUUGCAUUCGGCUGCUCGGUCGCGAGCGUUACGUUCACUUAUACUUUUUACGUAUACUUUAUUUUCCCACUCGACGUCGCGGAGGACAAAACGUUCCAGUUCAAAGUUAGUUCCAUGCAUUUCAAUGCUAAGCCCAUCUGAUAUUUAUUGUUCACCGACAUGGUCCCAGUUCGUGUACAUUACCCAUCAGCCGUGUACAGUGUUGUGUCAUCUUUUUAUAUUUUUAUACGGAAACCUGUAACAUAACGUCUGGGCGGCCGCUCGGCCCGGCAGCGGCCGCUUAGGGUGUCGCGGCGCCGUGCGGGGCGCUGCGGGCCGUUGCCUGUAUUUAUUGUGAGCCGCGCUACCCGCGCGGCGCGGCGCCAUCGUGCGUGCCGGUGCGCCGCCGUGCGCGACCGUGCGCCGGGCCGCGCCGCCGCCGGCCGCUCGCCGUGAUUUUGCUGUGAUCGCGAUGCGUCGCGUCGACUCCUAGUGUCUCUAGUGUACUGUGUAAUGUAAGUAGGUAAGGGCGGUGGAUCCGUCUUGCUCAAGCUAUUUUUAUGUGACAAUCUUGAUUCGUUUUUAUGUUUGUAAAUAUGUAUAAUAGCGGAAUUUUAUGUAAAAUAAACAAUUAGUUACCA